Messenger RNA from Drosophila montana, 1749 nucleotides. RefSeq lists its product as uncharacterized. Gene Ontology annotation, cellular component: adherens junction; stress fiber; Z disc. Lineage: Eukaryota; Metazoa; Arthropoda; Insecta; Diptera; Drosophilidae. Gene Ontology annotation, biological process: muscle structure development; actin cytoskeleton organization. Gene Ontology annotation, molecular function: muscle alpha-actinin binding; actin binding. The transcript is spliced from 2 exons. Bases 95 to 763 code for a protein of 222 amino acids. The record is from RefSeq and is a predicted model, not a curated record.
GCCGCCAAAGGCGCAAAAACGUGUGAAGAGGACGCAGAGUCGGUCACGUCGUCAGUUUUCCACACGGUGUUUCCCUAGGCAAUAAGCCCCAAACAUGUUCGACUCGAAGAUUAAGGUGCCCAAGUACGACUCGGAUGCAUUCGAUAAUGUCGAGUAUCAGCUGCAGAUGACCUACACCCUGGAGACGGAUCGUCGGAUCAUGAGCUUUUACGAUGCCAUGUGGGGCAUGGAGGUAACUGGCGGCAUAGAUCAGUUCGAGCCGCUGACCAUUGUCAAUGUCUCGCCGACGGGUCUGGCCAAGCGCGGUGGCAUGCGUAUUGGGGAUGAGAUAACCCAGAUUAACGAUGUGCCCGCAUUGGAGCUGACCUUCAACGAGGCAUUGCAGCUCUUUCGCAGAUCCUCCCGUUAUGUGCGCGUCUUUGUGCGUGGUGAUGAUGAUGCACCCGGUGAGGAGGACUGGACAUGCGAUUGCUGGUUCAAGCCCCGCAAGCCCUGGCGACGCGACUUUACGCCCAUACAGUGGACCUUCCCGUGGAACGAUCGCCGCAAGCCCGUCUACAAGGAGUCCAAUUGCUUUAUGGUGCCCAGCAAAAUGGAGGAGAAGAUUAGAGCGCGUCGUGCGGCAACCUCGGCGGUGCACAAGAAGGAGGAUGCGGCGCCGCACACGCGCUCACUGACGCCCACGCCCAGGCCCAAGAACCAGCCCGGACCCAAUCUGCUCGAGAGCGUGCUGCGUCCACGCGGCCCGCCGCCCAGGGAUUAGCUAGCUCACAAAUACAAACAGCGGCAUGAACAUAUACAAUAUACGUAUGUAAAUAUACAUUGAUACGCAGGCAGCGCGGCUGGCGCUGCAGUGCGUCCAAACUCAGCUGCGCCCAGACAGGCAACUGGCACUCGGUUCAGUCAGUUGAAGUGUCACAUGGAAAGGUGUUCCCAUUAGAGAUGGGCGCGUGUUGGACCUGUGUUCCAACACGACACACGAAACGCACGAUUUUUGAUUCAUUUUUUAUUUUGAAUAUAUUUGGAUUUGGGAAAUACUAUUUUAUUUUAUUUUUUAAUUUGUUUUUAGAUUACAAAUUUAAAUAGAUAUUUUUUCCAUAUGCCAUAUGCCAUUAAUUUCCGUGUAAUGUCGUGUUCAUGUGUGCUGAGUCGUGCGUGUUCGUGUCACGCGCCCACCUCUAGUGCACCUUUUAUUUAUAUAAUUUGCUUAGCUUAGCGAAGCGAUUAAAUGUGCCGAAUUUCUCCUAGCGAAUCAAUUGCUCACGGCAACUUAAGAGGUAGCUCGACCAAACAGCUCGCCAUUGUCGAGUAGACAGCUGCCAUGUGGAAUUGGGUGAUAUUUGUUAACCUUUGGCUUCUGCUGGUCCUGGAUGAAAGCUGGGCGCAGCGGCAGGUGCCCUGCCGUAACCCGAUUUAUAAAUCCUGUCAUCAUUAUUGCAAGGAAAGUUGUCCAAGAGAGGGCGCCGAUUGCGUCUACAACUGUGAAAGUAACUGCGGCUGCAAAACAGCAUAUUUGCAGCGCAAUAAUGGCGGUUGUUUCAGAGUGCAAAAAUGCAAAAUCGAUGAUAAAUCAAUGGAGCUAUUUAAAGUGUUGCCCGCGCCGUGCAAGGACAAACUGACGGAACCCAAACUAGCGAAUGGCGAUGAGAUAUUGAAUCUACUUGAAUUCGAGCCGCUAGAUCCCCACGGAAAAUAAUUGUGGAUAAUGAAUAAAUAAAUGAUCUAUAUACAUGUUUGCAUGUCCAGGCA